Choloepus didactylus (southern two-toed sloth) is the source of this 4059-nucleotide messenger RNA. RefSeq names its product transmembrane protein 184A (gene TMEM184A). Gene Ontology annotation, biological process: transport. Gene Ontology annotation, cellular component: early endosome membrane. The record is from RefSeq and is a predicted model, not a curated record. The transcript has 8 exons. Bases 2463 to 3836 code for a protein of 457 amino acids. Gene Ontology annotation, molecular function: transporter activity. NCBI's taxonomy places the organism in Eukaryota, Metazoa, Chordata, Mammalia, Pilosa, Megalonychidae.
CACCAGCCGGCAGAUGGACGGCGCGUGGAACAGCUCCCAGGCCGCCCCCACGCUCUUCCUCACCUCGGCGCUGGCCCGCAGCCUCUCGGGCCUCUUCGUGUGGGCUGCGCUGCUGCUCACCGGCCACCAGCAGCCCAAGGUCUCUCUCCCGGCAUCACCACAUCUCAGAAGCCGCGGGGUUCGGACUCUACUCCCAGGGGUUAGGAGCUCGGCCGGAGGGGACGGGGCUCCAGGGGUCCAGGAGCAGCUGCCUCCCCUCAGCUCCUGGUGUGGGCAGUGGGCAGGACCCACCUUCCCAGGCCCCCUGCCUCCCACAGCCCUGACCCCGGGGCAGCUGCCCACUGGCAAGACACACAGACGCCUGAUAGACCGGGAAGCAGCAAGCAGUGAGCAAACCGGAAGUGUGCCCGCACCCGGGGGCUGCGCAGAGGGGACAGUGGGGGUGGCAGGACGGUCCUCAGAAUCCUUGGGCUAGUGGAGGGUGCAGGGAGGACGUCCCUGGCCAGGGCUGCCCCAGCACAGGAGGCCGACACACGGCCGGCCAGGCCAGGGGAUCCGUCAUGGGCAACCGAGUCAGGAGAAGCACUGGACUAGACUGAGGCCCCGGAGGCAGUGUAAGGGGUUUGACCUUCAGCCUGAGGGAGCGCUGGGGAGCCAAGGAGGGCCGUUGAGGGGGCCAGCUGCCUUUUAGCCAGGUGAACCUGACACCGAUGUUGGGAACAGACUGGUGGGGACGAGCCUGGAGGCAGGGGCAGGGGAGUGGGUGGCAAGGACCCUCUGAGCCUGAGCUCAAGGCCUCCGAGGUAGGGAGGUAUGAGCAGACGCCCCCUUAGCGAAAGACCCAACCACAUGGUGAUGUCCCAAAUAACCAGAACGCCAGGUAGAUGUGGUGAGAGGGGAGGGGUGAGCAGGGAGAGGACAGUGUAGCCGAGAGCGGGAGGAGGCGAGCCCUUCCCGCAGGGCCAUCUCCGAGGGCUUCCUGGAGGAGGCAGCGUUUGAGCUAAGCCUUACCAAGCUGCCUUGAGCCAUCUGGACAGACAGACUUGACAGGUGGGAGAUGCGUGUGCAUUUAUUUGCAGGGGGCAAAUCUCUCCUGUUCUGGCGCCAUGGUCCAAGGUCGGGUAUGAACUUGUGAUUUAUAGGAUAAUGAACAGCAGGGCGGGGGUGCAACUGGGGUCCUGGGGCCAGGGGCAGGUCGCAGCCACAGUCUGGGCCUUGGUUUCCCCCACCCUGGGGACCAGCUGCAUCUGCAUUGACGGGGCCCACAGCCCCUCAUCUCCCAGCCCACUGCCUAAGGAGUCACGGACUCACUACCCACUGAGAGCCAAACGGGGCAGAAGGGGCCUUGCAGUUGGGGGCAUGGAGGCCGGAGAGGGUGGCAGCUGCCAGUGCUGCCCAGCCCAGCAGUGCCAGCUCUGGCUCAGAAUUCCAGUCUCGGGACCUGCUUGGGCUGUGCCCGUGCCACUGCACUGAGCUGGGGAGAGAGCGACUGGUAAGGAAGGGGCUUGCCGCCGCCUACCGCCUGCCCAGGCCCUGGGCACCUGACCCUCCUCCGGCUCCACGGGCACAGCACCCCUCCGGGCCUCCCUGCAGCACCUCCGCUGUGCUGGGCAGUGCCCCCUGCCCAGUGCCCGGCUGCCCAGCUCCUCUUCCUUUUCAAGACUCGCCUCGGUGUCCCGGGCUGCUGGAGCAAAGCCUCAAGGCGGGGAGCCUGAAAGAGCAGGGGUUCACUGUCAGCCUGGAGUACCCCUCGAGCUCCGCGAGGAGGUCCCUCCCACCUGGGCCUCGGCCAUCCCCAUCCCCUUCCCUGUCCUUCCACCCCACCCUGUGUGACCCUCCUCACUUAACCGAGUCCAUCAGCUGCGAACCAAUUUCCAAAUCAGACCACACUCUGAGGGUCUGGGGGUUCAGACUGGAGCGUCCCUUUUCUGGGGGCGCAGUUUAACCCACACAGACCCUAGCGUUGGUUCAGUGCAUCCCUGUAGAAGACAUGGACUGCGGGGAGGGGUUAAAGACGGAACGACAGUGGCCCACGUCCCCGCCGCCCAGGAGGAGGCGCUGCAGACGCACGUCAGCCGUCCCCGUCCUCGGCUGUCACCAGAUCCUCAGACGCGGCCUCGGCCUCGGCCUUUCUCCAUGUUGAUUUUUAUGAACGUGUUUUAUAAAAAUCCCUGGCCGUCCCACGGGGUUUUCCUGCACACGAACCUUCUCGUCUAUUUCUGAACGAGUGUGUUCCGUGGGACCGAUCCCUGGAGGGGUUGGCGGGUCGGCCCCCUUGGCCCCCCGUGAUGAAGUGCGUCCAGCCACGUGGGGGCUGUGACACGUCCCUCUGCUUCCCCAGGGUCUGCACCUAGCAGCCCCCAGGCAGUUCUUGUUGAAUGAAUGAACGUUCCCCUUUCCAGAGAAUUUGCUAAAAACAGGUAGCUCAAGACACCAAGAAAAAAAGACCUAUUUUUCUGAUUAUGACAGAUAAUUAUUUUCUCCAAUUAAAACCAGCCAGCUCAUUAGAGAAGACUUGGGAACACAGAAAAGAUAAGGGGAAGAGGAGGGCCCUGGGGCCUGGCCAAGGGGGACUGGGGCUGGGGGCCCUGACGCCCCUGCCCGCCCCCUCGCCCAGAUCUACCUGCACCUGCGCUCCUACACGGUGCCCAGCGAGCAGCGCUACAUCGUCCGGCUGCUCUUCCUGGUUCCCGUCUACGCCUUCGACUCCUGGCUCAGCCUCCUCCUCCUGGGGGGCCACCAGUACUACGUCUACUUCGACUCGGUGCGGGACUGCUACGAGGCUUCCUGAGCCUCUGCUUCCAGUACCUGGGGGGCGAGAGCGCCAUCAUGGCCGAGAUCCGGGGAAAGCCCGUCGAGUCCAGCUGCCUCUAUGGCACCUGCUGCCUGCGUGGCCUGUCCUACUCCAUCGGCUUCCUGCGCUUCUGCAAGCGGGCCACCCUGCAGUUCUGCGUGGUGAAGCCAGCCAUGGCCCUGACCACCAUCAUCCUGCAGGCCUUCGGCAAGUACAACGACGGGGAUUUCAACAUCCGGAGCGGCUACCUGUACAUCACCCUCGUCUACAACGUCUCUGUCAGCCUGGCCCUCUACGCCCUGUUCCUUUUCUACUUCGCCACCAGGGAGCUCCUGCGGCCCUUCGAGCCUGUGCUCAAGUUCCUCACCAUCAAGGCCAUCAUCUUCCUCUCCUUCUGGCAGGGACUGCUGCUGGCCGUCCUGGAGCGGUGUGGGGCCAUCCCCGAGGCCCGGGCCAUCGACAGGAGCAGGGUGGGCGCCGGGACACUGGCCACCGGCUACCAGAACUUCAUCAUCUGCAUCGAGAUGUUGUUCGCGGCUGUGGCGCUGCGCUACGCCUUCUCCUGCCAGGCGUACGCGGAGAAGAGACGGAACUUGCCAGCCCCCGCGGCCCCCAUGCAGAGCAUCUCCAGUGGCCUCAGGGAGACCAUGAGCCCGCGGGACAUCGUGCAGGACGCCGUCCACAACUUCUCGCCCGCCUACCAGCACUACACACAGCAGGCCACGCACGAGGCCCCCGCGCCCAGCCAGUGCGGGCACCCCUCACCCAGCGCCCACCCUGGGGUGGCCGGUGGCUCCGGCAGGGGCAGGAGCCGCAACGUGGAGAAGAGUCUGCUGAUCCCCCCAGAGGAGCUGUAGUGGCCUCUGCAGGGGUCCCCGAGCCCCUGACCUCUGGGAAAGGAAGGGACCCCCUCACCCUCUUGCCGAAGGUCAAGCCUUUCCCAAGACCCUCUCCUGGGGCCGGGGACCCACAGCCAACCCCACCCCGGCCUCGAGCCCACGCCCCUGCCCUCCCAGCCCCGUGGGCUCCCCGGGUGGCCUGACUCAAGCAGACAGACUGACGGCUCCGUGUGGGGCAGCUGCAGGGAAGGAAGGAGCGGGCAGGGAGGGUGCCCAGCCCUGGGGGGCACUGGGGAUCUGCCGCUGGCUGCCAGGUCCUGUCCCCCGUCGGCUGCCCACACCUGGGCAGUGGGGCGCCUGGGAAGAGGGCCACUCGCUCCCCAGGGAAUCGGGGGUAUUUAUAGAUAAACAUCCUGCGUUUUCUAA